Molecule: messenger RNA, 1912 nt
Organism: Hydractinia symbiolongicarpus
Lineage: Eukaryota; Metazoa; Cnidaria; Hydrozoa; Anthoathecata; Hydractiniidae
Product: mitochondria-eating protein-like
Exons: 5
Coding region: 620-1627 (335 amino acids)
Biological process (GO): mitophagy by internal vacuole formation; mitochondrial protein catabolic process
Cellular component (GO): mitochondrial outer membrane
Source: RefSeq, a predicted model, not a curated record
ACAGUUAUCUUUUUUUCUUGUUGACUAACUAUUUAGGUGUAUGUCAAGCAAACGUUUUUUUGCCUUCCUUCAGUUAAUUGAUCUCACAAGAAGCAACACAUCAAUUGUUCAUCAUACAUAGUUAGCAACUUACUGUCUAUUUUUUAUUUUUUUUAUUCGACUCUGUGGUUAAGUAUAGAACACAUACUUACUUGGCUAUAAUUUUUUACAAGUGACGGAGUUAAUGCACCAGGUUGUUAUAAAAACUAACCCAGUUUAGAUCAGCCUAAAAUACAAGCAUAAGAGGUCCAACCCAAACGUAAGAGGUCCAACCCAUAAUUCCAUGUGGCGAAAAUCUCCAAUAUUUACCUCCAUAUGAACUUUACAUGUGCAUAUGUUUUUUUCACAAUUACCACGACCCCAGAGCACGAAGUGAACAACCACAUUUCCUAGCUAAUCGAGAAACAAAUUACUUCCGAAAUAUUCACAGAUAUAAUUUCUGUCAACAACAGCACUAUCGUUACUGUACUGUUUACAACGAAACAACGGAUUCAUUACCUUCUCACUCCAUUGAUUUCUUUCAAUAUUCUAUUCAGAAAUAUCUUAGAAACAUAAUUAUAUCAAAAAUUGGAAAUCCGUUAUGCAGUAUUACACAGAAGAUAGGAUGAGAAGACAAAGUAACCCUGGAGGCAGAUUUACAAAUACAAGAGGACCUGAUCCCAACGCAAUCCGUGCACAGCAGUUAAUCGAGGCACAAUACAUGGCUCAACAACAGCAACAACAAAUCAGGCCAGUUGGUGGAACAAUUCCACGUGGAGCUCGCAGAAUGACUGGCGGGACACCGAACGACGCAUAUAUGGACAUGGAACGAAUGAAACGCACUGUAAAAGGUCUGCAAGAACAACUUGCUCUAGCUGAUGAUACAAUUCGAAAAUUAAAAUCCAAAGAAAAAGACCUGGGUGAUAGAGUAACACAGGACAUACAAAAUCAAGUACAAUUGAGCGGACGGUUUGAAGACCUUUCAAAGGGAGGUACACGCCCAACGCAAAUUAUAGAAAGAUACGGUUUGCUGUAUACCCAAGGUCGUAUUGAUGCGAUGGAUGAUCUUGAUCAAAUAGCUGGUCUCUCAAAGUAUGGAAAACAUCAAGAAAUGAAACAAAAAAUAUUAUACGGCAUUAUGGUGGCUUCGUACAAAGUUUCAUAUGAUUAUUUGCACCAACUCAAGCUGAACGUACGAAGACUUCUGGGCGUGCCAGAUAAACAUCCGGCAACCGAGAAAGAUGCUUUUGCUUCUGCCAUUACUUUUCUUACUACGUAUUUUCAAUCUACAACACAAACGUUCAAUGUUGAACCAGUUGUUCGAGAUGUUCAGGACCAACUAGUACAACUGCUGCCUGAAUUUCCAAGUCUUUCCAGACUGCCUGGGAUUGCUGCAUACACUACGGAUUGUUGUCGUGUCGCGUGGUCAAUGGUUAAUCAAAUUCCUCCAAUGGAAUUAGAGCACAGCCAUGAUAAAUUUUCUCAAACUAUGCAUACUCGAUUUCACGCCUCUUCUGAUAAAAACAAUAAAAUAAAGAUGUAUGUUUGGCCAACAUUAGUUGAUUCAGGGUCCAAGAAUGUAUUAUACAAAGGUGUUGUGUGGACCUGAGUGGAAACGUAUACCAUGUCAAACAUAUUUGGGGUAGAGCAAGCUUCGUCAUGAUAUGAUGAAAUACAAAUUAAUCCCCGUUUCCUGGAAACUAAGUUGUCAACUCGUGUAGAUCAAAGUUUGUCAGCUGUGCACAAAACGCUGAUAGGAGAAGAGAGUAGACAAUUUCCGAGCACGUUGCAUCAGUUCCUGCAAUUAAAAUAUAUAAUAAAAUGGUCAAUGAAAUUGUACAUAUUAUUUUUUUUCAAGUAGCAUCAAUACAGUUUACUUUUGUUAUUAGCUAUA